Molecule: messenger RNA, 2888 nt
Organism: Panicum hallii
Lineage: Eukaryota; Viridiplantae; Streptophyta; Magnoliopsida; Poales; Poaceae
Product: phosphatidylinositol/phosphatidylcholine transfer protein SFH13-like
Exons: 15
Coding region: 516-2423 (635 amino acids)
Source: RefSeq, a predicted model, not a curated record
GGCAGAAGCAGAAAAGCUUCUCCUUCUUCUGCCCCCCUGCUUGCCCCGCCGGCGUCGUUGCAACGAUCGCAGCAGCGGCCUCCUCCCCCUCCCCCCACUCCCUACGCGUAUAAUUAGCAGGCGCAGCGCGGCGCGACGGGGCAACGGCCGACGGUGCCGAGGAAUAGGCAAGCGGACACCCUGUCCUCUUUUUCCCACCCUCCCCACCUCGCCUUCGCCCGUCACCGUCGCCCAAUUGCCCAAACGAUAUAGGCAGGCUGCCCGCUCCCGCGUUGCGUGGCGUGCUCGCUCGAGCUCUGAGCUUCUUUGGCCGGAGGCGGCGGCGGGAGGGGAGGAUCUGACUGAGCGCGGUCGCCGGCCGGUGACUGCCUGGAGCCGCGGCCCAGGAAGGAGCCGGGGGUCGCCCUCGCCCACUGCCGGCGGAACUCGGUCCCCGUCCCGGAGGAGGUCUAUCUGUGCCAUCUCUUUACAGCACUACAGAAUCCGUAGACUUUCAGUCCUCUGCUUCCUACAAAAUGUCAGUGCGGCGUCGCUCAGCAAGCAUGGAAGGGCUGUUAACGCUUGAUGACAGGAAAGAACGGAGGUCAGAUGUGGAGAAUUCAGAGGAUGAGAGAAGGCGGCUAUCCAUCGGGUCACUGAAGAAAAAGGCACUGAACGCAUCAAACAAGCUCACACAUUCACUCAAGAAGAGGGGGAAACGAAAGGUGGAGCAUCGGGCCUCAUCCUUCACAAUCGAAGAUGUCAGGGAUGAGCAAGAGGAACGUGCUGUCUUUUCCUUCCAGCAAGAACUUUUGAACAGGAACUUGCUACCUGACAAGCAUAAUGAUUAUCACUUGUUGCUGAGGUUUUUGAAGGCUAGAAAAUUUGACACCGAGAAGGCGAUCCAAAUGUGGUCUGAGAUGCUCCAGUGGAGAAAAGAGUUUGGAGCAGACACAAUACUAGAGGACUUUAAUUUUGAGGAGCUAGACGAGGUGCUAUGCUAUUAUCCUCAGGGCUACCAUGGAGUUGACAGGCAGGGAAGACCAGUAUACAUUGAGAGAUUAGGGAAAGUGGAACCAAACAAACUGAUGCACAUUACUACGGUUGACCGUUACAUGAAGUAUCAUGUGCAAGAAUUUGAGAGAGCCUUCAGGGACAGGUUUCCUGCAUGCUCUAUUGCAGCGAAAAGGCAUAUUGAUUCGACAACCACUAUACUAGAUGUCGAUGGCGUGGGUCUCAAGAACUUCAGCAAAACAGCAAGAGAUAUGUUAAGUAGAAUGCAGAAGAUUGACAGUGACUACUAUCCUGAGACACUGCAUCAGAUGUUUGUUGUGAAUGCUGGUAGUGGUUUCAAGCUACUAUGGAAUUCAGUGAAAGGUUUUCUGGACCCUAAAACUGCCUCAAAGAUACAUGUUUUGGGAACAAAGUUUCAGAAUAGACUUCUUGAAGUAAUAGAUGCAAGCCAACUUCCUGAAUUUUUGGGUGGAACAUGCACUUGUGCUGCUGAGGGAGGAUGUCUCAGGUCUAACAAAGGUCCAUGGAAUGAUCCAAAUGUCAUGAAGCUUGCACAUAACAAGGAAGCAAAAUUUACAAGACAUACCAGACGUUUAUCUGAGAUUGAGCAGAGAAGGAGUUCAUUUGCUAGACUACAUCUUUUGAAGGGUAGAAACAGUGACACGUCAACAGUGGAGUCAGGAUCUGACAUUGAUGAUCUAGGUUCUCCAAUGAUGAGAAACACAGUGGAGAGAAGCACAGUGGGGUGUAGUCGAUUGGCUCCAGUUCGUGAAGAGAUGCAGAUGAGAGCACGAGACUCUGCAGCUUAUUACAGUUGUGACGAUCACUUUGUUGUGGUGGACAAAACGGUUGACUAUGGUCGAGGAGGAUCAAUGUCAGAUAAAAGCAGCGCCUCAGAAGUAAGAGCUAAAGUUCGGCCACUGAAUACCAGCACAGCAGCACGUAUGGCAGGUCCCUCAAGGAAUAGACAAGGUACAGUAGUACCUAAAGAGGUUUCGGAUGAAGGAACAGUCCAUCGCUUCUUCAGAUUACUUCUGGCUUUGAUUGUCAAAGUCUUCGCCUUCUUCCACAUAGCAUAUGAUCAGCAGGAGACAAGGGUCAACAACCCACUACCUCCAGCUGAACCUGAACCGGUUUCUGAUGAUCAUCCGGCAGUAGAGACAUUCAGUGUAGACCGCAUCAGUCCUAUCAUCGAGCGCCUUCAGAGGCUUGAAGGGAAAGUCGAUGAGCUUGGCAGCAAGCCCCCAGGGAUUCCCCUAGAGAAAGAACGAUCCCUCUUGGAGUCGUGGGAUAGAAUAAAAUGUAUUGAGUCUGACCUGGAGCGAACAAAGAAGGUGCUGCAAGCUACAGUGAUGAAGCAACUGGAAAUUGCGGAAUCACUGGAGGAAGUGAUUCGGGCUAACCUUCGAAGACGAAGAUUCUGUGCAUAAUAAGAAAAUUACAGCUGCUGAAUUUAUGACAUCAUCGGGGGAUUGAGAAUUGAGGGUACAUGUCGCAGAGGAAGCGCAUGAAAAUUCGAUUGGUCAGGUGAAGGCCGUGCAUUUUGGUUUUCACAUUAUUGGCGCAAAGGACGAUGACUAUGGAUAGUCAAAACAGUCACUCCCCCUUUUUCAUAUUCUCUUGUAAUCGAAAGAGGCGUUCCCAUUUUUCAUGUUAAAAGAGAGAAAUUUUAGGAUGGAUGGCAAUGGUUAGAAAGGUAGAAAUGUGGAAAAUAGGUGGUACAGAUACGAGGCAGUGUGCCUGAACAAAUGUGCAUAUGGUGACAUACAUGCACGUUUGUGUUCUUUGCCAAAGAAUGGUGUGGUGUUAUAAACUUGUAGAAAGUAAGGAAAAUACUCUUCCAUCAGAGAUUGAGAAGGGGCCAAUUGCAAUUGUCACUUUGCUAUCUUUUCUAA